Messenger RNA from Encephalitozoon romaleae SJ-2008, 2037 nucleotides. RefSeq names its product translation elongation factor 2. Gene Ontology annotation, biological process: cytosolic ribosome assembly. The transcript has a single exon. Gene Ontology annotation, molecular function: GTPase activity; ribosome binding; GTP binding. The record is from RefSeq and is a predicted model, not a curated record. Gene Ontology annotation, cellular component: cytosol; ribonucleoprotein complex. NCBI's taxonomy places the organism in Eukaryota, Fungi, Microsporidia, Unikaryonidae. The coding region runs from base 1 to 2037 and encodes 678 amino acids.
AUGGAAGACAAAGGGACAAUAAUAGCAAGUGUGGUGGCACAUAUAGACCACGGCAAGACAUCCCUAAUAGAUAGUCUUGUUGCAUCACAAGGGAGAAUAUCAAGGACACUUGCAGGGUCGGUUAGGUUCCUUGAUACAAGAGAAGAUGAGCAAACCAGAGGAAUAACACUCAAGCUGAGUGCAAUCUCCCUGGAGCACAACGGGUAUGGUUAUGUGUUCAUCGACACACCAGGCCAUGUUGACUUUGAAUCUCUGAUCCAGUCAAGCUCCAUAUUUUCAGAUAACUUCCUUAUUCUUGUGGAUGUCAACGAGGGAAUAACUCCGAGGACUUACUCACUUGUGAAGUACACAAAGGGGAAGAGGUGUGUCCUUGCCUUAAAUAAGAUAGACAAGAUAUCCUCUCCCCAGGAGCUUCUGCAGAAGAUACUUUUGGUGGUAUCGUCAAUAAACGGGCUUGCCGAGGAAGAUCUUUUUGAGUGGGAGGCCAACAACGUUAUAUUAUGCUGUGCAACACUCUGCUACGGAAUCAACAGAAGGGUGUUCCAGAGGAUUAUUGGGAAGGACGGAACCUUGAAAAAUGCAAUAGACCUCUUAUUUCAUAUAUACAAGAAAAUAGAAGAGAAAGAUGUCGACAAGAUAUGUGAAAGGUUUAGGGUGGCAAUCAGAAGCAGGAAGAACAUUCUUUCGGCAAUGUUUUCCCUUUCUGAUUGUGUGUUUGAUUCCAUAUCCUGGGAUACUAAAGAUCAUUUAAAGAUGUUUCUUGAAUCCGAUUUAAUAAACCUGAAUCCAAUACCAUCGGCCAGAGCGCCUUCCCUGGUAGGUGUUACCGUCUAUGGUAUUCUCAAGACACCUCGGGUAUAUACUCGGGCCUCUGUGCUUUUUGUUACAAGAUUGUUCUGUGGGACUGUGAGAGUGGGAGACACUGUAUAUUCUGCAGAUGGAAUGAAUGUCUCUGAAUGCAUUGUGGAGAGCCUAUAUCUGUUUGGAAUAAAUGAACUAAUUGAGAAGAACGAGGUGUCUGGAUCGAACCUUGUUUGCAUGGGAGGGAAUUUCCUGAAGAACUCGUUGAUAACCGAUGUUCCCGUGUACAAGAUGAAUAUUCAGAGCAAAAUAACACCUUUCUAUAAGUUUAAACUUGCUCUAGAUGACAUUGGGAGGCUUGAUGAAUUGAAGGAGGUAUUUAGGGUGAUGUCGUGCACAGAGCAAUUUCUAAAAGUAAGGCUCAACAAGUACAAAGAAAUGGAGGUUUCGUGUACAGGAAGGGUCCAGUCAGAAAAGAUAAUCACAGAUCUUAUAGAUUCUGGCUUUGAGUUUACUGUUUCAGACCUUGAAGAAAAGUUCUGUGAAUAUGCUAUGAAGCCUGCAAGCCAGACCUUUGCUUUGGAAAGCCUCAGCUUGAAUGUUUUGAUCUGUAGAGCAUAUGAGGGUGAAGAAAAUACUAACACUUGUUUCAGAAAGUGGGAGGAUAAGGACAGAAACCAAUUUGUUCUUGUAUCUGACUUGUGUUUUGAGACGGUUGCCAAUGUUCUAGGGAUGUUUGUCUCCGGUGGGCCGUUGAUAAGGGAGAAGAUAUGUGAAACGAGGUUUAUUCUGGAUUUGAAAGGGGAUGCCAGCGCAAUAGAGCCAGACACUUUAUACUCUUUUCUAAAGAACUCGCUUGCUUCUGUAUAUCUUUCCUCCAACCCGUCCAUUGCACCGAUAUUUUACGAGUGCAGUAUCUCCAUACAAGAGAUGUUUAUAGGAGAGGCGUACAAAAGCCUUUCAAAGCACAGCUAUGCAGUAGUCCAAGAAAGCUAUGAGGAGAAGACAGGGUUCUAUGUCCUUACAGUACUAAUCCCCCAGUUUUUGUACUCAAACUUUCUUGAGGAGAUAAGAGUAAGGACAAAAGGAACAGCAUAUCUUCUGGUGAAGGAUGUAGGAUACAGGUUUGUAUUAGACUUCAACAGGUACAUAGAGGGAAUAAGGAAGAAGAAAGGGUUGUUUAUUGAAGAAAAGAUAGUCGAAAGCCCAUCAAAGCAGAGGACAUAUAAAAAGUAG